Nematostella vectensis (starlet sea anemone) is the source of this 5684-nucleotide messenger RNA. RefSeq names its product sodium- and chloride-dependent transporter XTRP3. The coding region runs from base 2404 to 5007 and encodes 867 amino acids. The transcript is spliced from 12 exons. The record is from RefSeq and is a predicted model, not a curated record. NCBI's taxonomy places the organism in Eukaryota, Metazoa, Cnidaria, Anthozoa, Actiniaria, Edwardsiidae. Gene Ontology annotation, cellular component: membrane. Gene Ontology annotation, biological process: sodium ion transmembrane transport.
UAAUUAGAUAUGACAUAUAUAAAAACACUGAGAGAGUUUUGACUAUGGCCACGAGCCAACGAUUUUUAACCCACCAUUUCAUGCAAAGUGAGUUGCGUUUCGUAGAGUUGACGAGUUUUAAAAAAGUGUGAAGGACAGUGUGUCACUGACCCAAGCAAACCAUCCGGCGAGAGUUGGAGCAGCCCUCGAAUGGGGGAAGUGAAGUUUUCCACCCUUGCUAAGGCCUUAAAAAAUGCUAAAAAUAAAAUGAGAACAGCCCAUAUCUAAAACUGAUAAUUAUACAUUUGUAAAUGAAAAAGAAGAUAACGUCAGCCUUCUAGACUCAUCACUUAACAAAUCUUCGUCUUCCUGCUUUUCGCUGCUACUAAUAUUUGGUAGAAAAACCUUCAGUCCGAGGCGAAUCACGGUGUAGUUUUCAACUUAGUGACGGCUUUACUUGGAAUUUAUUGUGAUUAACGGAUGUUUAAAUCGGGUCAGGGGUUUUGAUGCGUAUGGUGCAAAUCUGGUUAAGAUACAUAAAGAAUUUGCUUUUCUAGGUAUCGAUGGUCUUAGCUUUUAAACUAAAAACGUCACAAAGCAAUUAAUUCUAAACAAAUACCGAUCCCCACGGUGUGAAUCAGUCGAAAACUUAGCUCAACAUAAUUACCAAAUCACGCAAAACAUCAUUUUUCAUCGGAUAGAUAUUUCAAUCAAAUAUCAAAUAUUCAAGAAUAUUGGACUGCAAAUGUAAGAAUGUUCGUAGUUUGAAAAUAAACCGAUGCAUAUUCAUAUUCCAAGAAUAACAAACUUGCUGAUCGAGAUUCUUUAAGAUCGUCCCCUUGGUGUCCAAGUAGGGGUUUAAGAAUCAACUCAGGAAUUGAAACGGGAAUAAAGACACUUUCUUAGCAACCUGAUGACUCUUUAAUCACAGAAUCUUUUGAUGAGAUCAUUUUUUUCAUGCUAAUGUAGACUCUAAUUUCUUUUAGUAAAGAUAGUUAUUAAUAUUAUCCUGCGUGGCUUCCUUCUAAAACCACUCACACCUUUUAAAUAGUUAUAACAAGUUUUUUUAAGAUUUAAUAGUUGAAACUGGAGUUCUUUUUAAUGAGUAUUUGUAGAAUUAAAGUAGCCAGCAAGUUUUUUGACAAUGAUGACGCUGUUGCACUCAAACCUCAAACCUGUUCUUGGUCGAGCCGAAACAUAAGUCGAGCCGAAACAUAAGUUGAGCCAAAACAUAAUUCGAGCCGAAACUCAGUCAAGCCGAAACAUUAGUCGAGCCGAAACAUUAGUCGGACCGGAACAUUAGUCGAGCCGAAACAUUAGUCGAGCCCAAACGUUAGUCGGACCGAAACAUUAGUCGAGCCCAAACAUUAGUCGAGCCCAAACGUUAGUCGAUCCAAAACAUUAGUCGGACCGAAACAUUAGUCGAGCCGAAACAUUAGUAGGACUUUAGUGGAACUUUAUGGGUUUCUCAACAAUUAACAAAAUGCAGAUCCAACAAAUUGCUCAGGAGGAACAUGUUAUUUCAUCAUAGAGCAAGUCUUUUUUUGUUCAAAUUGGUGUAUCUAAAUAAUUGAACCUUUUAAAAACAACAAUAACAGCCGCAGGACCUUGGUCGCGUCAACAACAACCGCAACGCUUUCAGCGACAAAAUUUGCUGUUUUUGUUAAUUUGUUUUUAUUUUAUUUAUUUUUAUUUUUUUUAUUAGCUUCGCCACAAUAGGCGGGGUAGCCGCAACAGCAUGGCCAUUUACUGCGUUUAUAUUAUGUUUAUAUUAAACAAGAUAGGGUUUACAACGGCCUAAAAGUAAACACGGUUUCAAAAUAUUGUUGGACCUUAUAAAAUUAAAAGAUGUUUAAUAUUUUAAAGGAAGUAAAGUUGAUGAAUCUUAAUCUGAUUUUAAAAUCAUUUAGAAUAUUACUAUUCAUGUCCCCAGCUUUACCAGCGGCACAAGGUUGUUUUUGUCCUCCUUAAUUGUGUAGAGAAUGGCGCAGGUGAAAGCAGAACGAAACGGAAUUUAUUAAGCAUUUUCGAUAAUUGGACCACAUCGGGGUCCAAGAUAUUUGCAGCAAAAUAGCAAAUUACGUUCGCUAGAAGUUCUUAUUAUCUCUUGCAUUAACAAACCGGGAGCCAGCGGGAGUCCAUCAUGACAACCCGGGAAAACACUCUAUAUCGGAAAAAGGGCAGAGACGUUUACGCCAAUGCGGUAUUCGUGCCAAAAGGGAUCUGACUUGUUUAUGAUUCGUAGCAAAUCGUCGGCGUAUAGGGCGAACAAAUUCUAGCCGAUUUGAAAAAGGCGGUGCAAAACGACACGAGCAGUAAAGGUCCUUCCUGUCAAGCUAUUUCUGAUGUAAAAAGAUUCGACAUUUGGAAGCUGAGAAAAAAAAAAGAGAUAUUGCUUUACUUCCUGUAGAUAAAUAAGCCGAGAUGAGUUCUUCUGAGAGUGGAAAGAUCACAGACAGAGAUCUCGGUACAGGUGGAGUCAAUUCGCUGCCUUAUAUGAGCGACCCAGUCGUCGCUGCUUACAUACGACAAAACAAGGAGAACCAGGGUGAAUCAAGGACGUCUUGUCAAAGCCAGCUAAAUCAGAAUGGUGUCAGUGAUGGGAUGAAUAGCAAAAAAUGCAAAAACGGUGGAGCAAAUAGCAACACAAAUGGAACUUCGAGUGGAAUGUGUAACCACAACAAAACUUUGCAGCGCGAGAACCAUGAAUUAGGAAUACCACACAAACUAGGAAUUUCUGGGAAUGGACUUUGCAGUACUUCAGCGAAAGAGCACAGUGGUCCUAGAGGCACGAGCGAGUUGCAAAAUAGUGACAUUCGGCACGGCAGAACUCAGCAUAAUGGAAUUAUAGCAAACGGAGAAAUAAACGGUGGAUUCUCAGCGACAUCUACUGACCUAACUAUCGAAGCAUCUCAUUCAAAUAACAACUCCGACAGAAAAGGCGCACCACUAAUUAAGGGGAAAAUAGCGCACCCACGGAGAAACCACCAUGAAACGAACUACGCGGACUUGAUCAAGAUACAACACAUGCAGAAUAGAGCUCGCACGAAGAGCUUGCUCUCCCCUGGAAUGCUCUUGAACAGAGAUCCCCCUUAUAAACGGAAGCUGGACUAUUUUGGCGUUAUGAUGUCUUAUAUGCUUGGGGUCGGUAAUGUGGUGAGGUUUUCUCAGUUAUGUCACAAACACGGGGGAGUCGCGUUUUUCAUUCCAUACAUCCUGAUGCUCAUGCUUGAAGGAACUCCUCUUCUCUGCCUUGAAAUGGCCGUGGGACAGCGAUUCGGAAAAAAAUCCUUGGUGCAAGCAUGGGGUGACCUUAAACCGAACCUGUCCGGAUUAGGCUUGGCCGCUAUCAUCGAAAACACCAUCGUCCUUUUUUAUUACAACGUCCUGGUCACGUGGUGCCUGUACUACUUUGUGCAGUCGUUAAGAGGGACUUUGAUAUGGGAGCCAUGUGGGAUCACCUCAAGCGUUCAAGGAAACCAAACGUCGCAGAUCGUCGAAACAGAAUGUGCAAAGGCGGGAGCAGAGAAGUACUUUUGGUACCGGAAGUCGCUGAAUAUCUCCGAUGACAUAAACUCCUCUAGCGGUGUGAAUAUGUUUAUGUACCUCUUUGUGUUCAUGGCCUGGACAUCCGCCUGGUUGCUAAGCAUGAGAGGAAUACGCCGUUCAUCUAAGCUAAUGUGGCUGAUUCUUGUGCUAAUCGUCGUAGAGUUUGUCAUAUUCUUUUUCUUCGCUGUUGAUCUGAAAGGCUGGACGUAUGGUUUGUCGUUGUUAUUCAGCUUCGAUAGGCUGGACACUUUAAAAAGUAUCGAUGUCUGGCUGGACGCGGCAGGCCAAAUCUUCUACUCAAUGGGGAUAGGUUACGGAAGUAACAUUCUCUUCUCCAGCGGCAACAAUCACGACAACAACUUGUUCAGCGACGCUAUUGUGUGCUCCCUUGCAAACUCUGGCACAUCCAUAUGGGCAAGCAUUAUCAUGUUCUCAUUCUUUGGGUAUCGUGCCCACUACAAAAUGUCCACAUGCAACGAGGCCCUCACAUCCAACAGCACGCGGGAAAUUGCCUCUUUCAUGUUCGCUUCCAAUAUUCAGGGUAAUUCUACCGUGCAGGCUCUGGCGGAGGGAACCCAAAACUGCAGCAGGGAGUAUUUUCUUGGACAGCUCCCAGAAGGCAUGUCUCUCGUGUUCGUCGGCAUGAGUCAGGCGUUCGCUGAGAUGAUCGACUCCACGGUUGUGUGGGCGGCUCUGUUCUUCCUCCUCAUCUUCCUUCUCGGCACGUCUAGCGUCCCAGGAAUGGUGCACGUAUUGGUAGACGCCGUCAUGGAGUUCCAUCUUGUACCCAAAAGGCUCAGCAGGCCAGCCGUUUGUGGUAUUGUAUGUAUCGUGUUCUGCAUGGCGAACAUACUCUUCGUACAGUCGAUGGGAAUCUAUCUCCUGGAAAUCAUCGACUCGGCCAGCGGUUUCCCUCUUCUGGUGAUUGGCUUCUGUGAAUGCAUCGGGCUUUGCUACGUGUAUGGCUUAGAUAAGUUUUCUAAAGAUAUUGAGCUUCUAACGGGAAGUGCGCCAGGUUGGAAGUGGAAGCUAUGCUGGAAGUUCAUAUCUCCCAUCAUAAUCCUGGGUGUGAUAGUAGGAGGCAUGAUAGAUAUGAUUCAGCACGAGAGAACUUACAAGGCGUGGGAUAAAGACAAGGGCCAGACGACCAGCAAACCUUACCCUGACUGGGCGAGCGUGCUCUACUGCUUCGUGACGAUACUCCCUAUAAUGUGCUUAUUCUUUCCGGUCUUCAAGAAAGGCUUUUACAAAUGCUUUAAUAAAAGAACGCUCAGAUCGAUCGCAUCAGAAUGCGGCUUAUGCAAAGCAGUGUACGAACGCUACCGGAAGUACAGCAACAGCCACAGAAGGGCGGGAAGCUAUAACGUCACUUCCGCUCUAAAAAAGUCGGAUUAUAUUAAUGAUUACGCAGUCGAAAACGACGGUGUUGAACUCGAGGAAAGCAACAGACAACAGACGACGGCAAAAAGCAACAGAUAAGAGACAUAGCCGUAUGCGCAGGCGCAUAUAGAUCGCCGUCACGAUUUAAGCCGGAAGUUGGACAAAUCGCAGCUCGGAGAAACCGGCAAACGUUUAAUUUUAUUCUUAAAGCCGCAUUAUCACCACGGAAAACGCGAAAAAUAUUUCAAAAUAUUGAAAGCAGUGUGUUUAUUGGAAGUUUCUUUGAGGAUGUGAUUGAUAAUUUAGAGCGGAUGGCCUGUUUAAUAUCUCGGAUUUUAAUAGAUUCUUUUGUCUUUUAACGGUUGAGGUUUCCGUCGGACCUCCGGAAGUAAACUGGUGAGAAUGCGGCUUUAAAGCACGUAGAUCCGCCUUGCGUGACGCGUGGUUUCGUAGGCUAUGAAACCAUAUGCAAAUGGAUGUUCAUCCCAGUAGUUGAUUAAAUCUGCUGGAAUCACGGUGAAUUUAAAUCCAUCCUUCAAUUAAAAAAAUUUUGGUCAAAAUAAGACGCCUUUAUUUGCUUGUAGAUUUCGUAUAUAAUUUUGCUAAGUAAAACUGUAAAUACCGUAUCCAUUACUUUUCUUCGGUUUCCAUGCCUUGUCGGAGUUGAAAGGGUUAUCAAAUACCAAUAGUCAUUUAAGCGUCGCAAAUUUUGAUAUCAUCAACAUUCUUUCUUUUUUACAACUCAAAACGUACUCAAUAAACAUUAUAUGUUUAAA